Messenger RNA from Punica granatum (pomegranate), 2356 nucleotides. The record is from RefSeq and is a predicted model, not a curated record. NCBI's taxonomy places the organism in Eukaryota, Viridiplantae, Streptophyta, Magnoliopsida, Myrtales, Lythraceae.
AGUCACCACUUGGUCGUCUUCCUCCUAAAGCUUCCGUGGUCGUUAGCGGUUUGCUGCCUUCCCCGCCUUCUUUGCGGGCCCCACUGCUCCUCCAAUCUUAGGGGAGAUCCCCCGGAAUCUUCUUUGCCCUCACAAUAUCUCCUCCCUCCACUUCUUCUUCUUCUUCUUCUUCAUCUUCUCCUCGUUGUAUAAUAGCAGAGCAAGUGGCACUGGAUCAAGGAAACACUUGCUAAGUCAAUCUCAAGAACGAAGUAUUGAUGGGAACCCUCAGCUCAGAUUUGCUCCUCAUCGAUGUCAGAACCUCCUGGCACUCAGCUAACCACUUCCCCAUCUCGACCCUCAUCUCCACAGUCUCUUCGGCGUUCCGCCGGACACGUCGUGGGCAACGGGCAAUUGCUGCGUCCUCGAGGUCGCAUAUCCCGCGAUCGGUUCGGGCCCCGGAGAUACGCAGGCCUUCGGAUCGGUUCCUUCCGGGAAAUGGGUCUGUCUCGAGUUCCCCGAGCACGGUCUCCGCGUCGAGGUCUGUGGCCGAUUCGGAGCUCGAGGCGUUUUUUGAGCUGGUUCCUCUGAGGAUGAGGAGGGAGCUGCAUAGGCACGAGGAGAUUGGGCAGUUGAUUGAGGUGGUUAUGGACUUGGGAAGGAAGCCUCUUGCCAGGUUCCCCUCUGGGGAUUGGGUCAUCUCCGAAGAGCCCAUUUCGCUCGAAGACCUGAAGCACGCCAUAUCAAAGGUUGGUGAGUUUUCAGAUGACAAUCGAUCUGGCAUUGAUAAUUCCUUGCACCGAAUAAGUGCCAUUCGCAAUCGAAAAUUGCAAAUUAUCGGCCUCACCUGUCGGGUAGGGAGGGCCAUGUCUGGAAGUGCCGAGACUUUCCGUGACUUGGUCGCAGGGGGAGGUUCCAUCUUGGUCGUUGGCCCCCCUGGAGUCGGCAAAACCACCUUGAUCAGAGAGAUCGCUAGAAUGUUAGCAGAUGACCACAAGAAGCGUGUUGUCAUAGUGGAUACAUCUAACGAGAUUGGUGGUGAUGGAGAUGUUCCUCACGCAGGAAUUGGUCGAGCGAGGAGGAUGCAAGUGCCCAAUGUUCAUAUGCAACAUAAUAUUAUGAUUGAAGCUGUUGAAAAUCACAUGCCAGAGACCAUUAUCAUCGAUGAGAUUGGGACUGAACUCGAAGCAUUAGCUGCUAGCACGAUUGCUCAGAGAGGAGUUCAACUCGUGGGAACAGCUCAUGGAGUUACCAUAGAUAACAUCAUUAAGAACCCUUCUCUGCAGAUCCUUGUUGGUGGUAUUGAGAGUGUGACUCUUGGUGAUGAGGAAGCACGGAAAAGGAAAGUUCAGAAGACAAUUCUAGAGAGAAAAGGGCCUUCAACAUUUACUUGUGCAGUUGAGAUGAUAUCAAAGACAGAGUGCCGGGUGCAUCACCGGUUAGAUGCAAGUGUUGAUGCUAUUUUAGCAGGAAAAUCUCCUUUGAUUGAAAUUCGGCAGAUGCAUUCUGAAGUUAAUGGCUCUCCAAAGCCUAUGUUACUUGACGAAAAGACUGAGGAAGAAGAGUUUGAGUUGACUAAUGAUGAAGAGUUAAGCAGCGACGUAGACUCCGAUGAUGAUGAGGUGAAUUAUUCUCGGAGUAAGUCCAAGAAACGGAGCAGUAAACAGCCUUCGAGCAAAAAGAGCAUCCCGAUAUCUGUAUAUACUUAUAAGAUUCUUGAAGCCGACCUGCUACAAGUGGCUGCCGUAAUGGGGCUCGAGGAUAUGAUAGAUGUUACUGAUGACAUUGGAGUAGCAGAUGCUAUUCUUGCUUGCAGUUCUGAAUUGAAGGAAAAUCCAUGGAUACGAGGUGUCGCUAAAUUCCAUCAGUUGCCCAUAUUUGCUAUUAAGUCAAAUACUAUGGCACAGAUGGUCAAGGCCGUUCGCAUGAUUCUUGGAAUGGAAUCAUAUGGAAGAAAAUCGAAGCUUCCUCCUAAGAAGUACUUAGAUGUUGAAAUUGAAGAAGAUGCCCCUAAAAGGAAACCGUCCUUGGAAGAGAUUGAUGCAUUAGAGGAGGUUCGACUUGCAAUCGAGUACAUCGUGAUUCCCGGAGGAGAGCCAGUGGAGCUUCUCCCCAGGCGCUCAGAAAUAGUUGCUCGGCAGCUUGAGCUUGUGGAAAGCUACCAGCUAGCUGUGGAAAAUUCUGGAACCGAGCUUAACCCGAGAUUGCAGAUACUUCCCCUGAGGCUAAACAAGAAGGGCUCAAAGGUCUCGAAGCCUAGCUUGAGCAUACUGAAAGAGAUGACCAAAGAACCGCUGAUUGGUGGUGGCAGCGGAGCCACAGUUGCACGGCUGCCUCUUCUUCCCGAGUGAAAUGUUUAUCGUCAACUGUAAAUACC